Messenger RNA from Prorocentrum cordatum, 1604 nucleotides. The record is from the annotation of a GenBank genome assembly. Lineage: Eukaryota; Dinophyceae; Prorocentrales; Prorocentraceae.
CCCCCGCGGCGGGCACAUGGCCUUCGUGGCCUCGGGCGCGUGCCCGCAGGGCCCGGGGGAGCUGCGAGACUGCGUGGUGCAAUUUAUCUGCAGCCAGUCGACCGCCUUCCCGCUCAGCGUUGUUGGGCUCAACGCGGAUUUACGACGUGCGUACCAGCGCGCCGGGCGCCCCUUCUCGGAGCUGCGCGCCUUCCGCGCGGGCAGCACCGGGGAGGCCGUGCGCGCGGUAGCGGCGGCGCUGCAGGGGAUGGGGCGCGGGCAGGCGCUCCAGCUCGAGGACGACACGAACGGCGUGGAAGACCUCCUGGUCGUGGAGGCCGACCGCCAGGUCAUCCGCGACGCGCUGCUGGCGCCCCAGAAGGGACCCGGCCCCUGGCGGCGACGGCGAGCGCCGGAAGAAGCUGCCGCAGCCCGGGCCCAGCGCCCCCAGCGAGGGCGCCCCCGCACCGGCCCCGACCAUCGGCAGUGGAGGACUCCCCGGCGGCCCGCCCGCGGGCGACGGGGACGACGAGCUGUCGCGCUUGCUGGCCGCGCCCACCGUCCUCGCCCGGGGCGCAGGGGAGGCCGAGGCCGCGGCGGAGGCUGGCGCCGAGCGCGACCGCCGCCGCCGCGGCGGCGAAGGCCGCGACCGCCGCCGGCGCAGGCGCGACGGGGGCGACGAGCCCGCCAGAGAGGACGCGCGGCCCGCGGAACCCGCCGCGGCGGGGGCGCCUCCCGACGCCGGGGCGCCGCCGCCGCAGGCACCCCAGCAGCAGCAGCCCCCCUCCGACGUCUGGGUCUUCACCCCCGACGGCAGCGGCGACGUGCUGCCCGGCCCCGCCGCUGGCGGCGAGGCGGCCGCGCCGCAGCUCGGCAUGCCCGCGCCCGAGAGCCCGAAGAGGACGCUGAAGACUAUGCCCAUGUUCCAGUGGGUGUCCGCGAGCAGCGUCGAGGGCCUGAAGCUUCCCACCGAUCCGAACCGCCGCACCUUCAGGGCCAGGAGCCGGAGCCGGCGGCGGAGCCGGAGCCCCCAGAGCCCGCCGAAGCUCGCGCCGGGGGAGGUGCCGCUGAAGCUGGCGGGGGAGGCUUGGGAGGAGCCGCGCGAGAAGGGCGGCCUCCGCCUCGUGGCGGACGGGCCCGUGGCCCUCGCGAGCAGCGGCGCCGCCUGGGCCUACCCGGUCGCGGACGAGUCCCGUCGCUCGUUCGCGGGAUACCUGCGCGGGGCCCUGUCCGCGGCGGCCUGCGAGGAGUACUUCGCGCGGAUCCGCGACGGCACGAGCUGGCAGCAGCCCGAGGGGCCGAUGGGGCCGAUGCCGCGGAAGACGUGCUGGAUGGUCACCGGGGGCUGCUCCUGCCGGUACCGCUACGGCGGCGUCGAGGUGCCCCCCAUGGAGUUCCCGGACUGGAUGACCGAGCUCAUGGGGGUGGUCAUGCCGAUGUGCGGCUUCACGCGCGACCAGUGGCCUGGCGCAUGCAACCUGAACCUAUACGAGGACGGCGGGAUGUCUGUCGGGUGGCACGCCGACGACGAGCGCCUGUUUCAGGGGCGACACAGGGACUGCCAGAUUGUGUCGCUGUCACUUGGCGCGAGGAGGACGUUCGAGCUGCGUCUGAACUUCCCCGAG